Molecule: messenger RNA, 576 nt
Organism: Miscanthus lutarioriparius
Lineage: Eukaryota; Viridiplantae; Streptophyta; Magnoliopsida; Poales; Poaceae
Source: the annotation of a GenBank genome assembly
AUGUCUCUGGCCCCGUCCAUCCCUUCUAUCAAGGUGAAGGUGGGGGCCGUCUCGGUCGCACCCCCGCACCGCGCAUGCCGGUCCUUCGCGGUGAUCAGGAGCUCCAAGGCGGAGGGCCCCAUUCGGAGACCUGCGGCGCCUCCGCUGUCGCCACCACCACCGAUGCCACCAAAGACGCCGGCUCUGUCCACUCCCACCCUGUCGCAGCCUCCGACGCCCGUGAAGCCCGCUGCUCCACCCACGUCGCCGCAGCCGACACCACCGUCUCCUGAGCCGAAGCCAGCUGAGGCCACAGCCCCGGCGGCAGCGCUGCAGAGGCCGGUGGCUGGGGCUGUGACGCUGGAGUACCAGAGGAAGGUGGCCAAGGACCUGCAGGAGUACUUCAAGAAGAAGAAGCUGGAGGAGGCCGACCAGGGCCCGUUCUUUGGGUUCUUGCCCAAGAAUGAGAUUUCCAACGGAAGGUGGGCCAUGUUUGGAUUUGCAGUAGGGAUGCUAACAGAGUACGCAACAGGCUCGGAUUUUGUUCAGCAAAUGAAGAUCCUUCUCUCCAAUUUUGGAAUUGUGGACUUGGAUUAA